CCUGCGUCUCCGCUGUUCACUCUCUCAUUCAUUCAUAAAGCGGCGCAGCUCCCCUCCGCUCCCCCUCCCCCUCGAUGCCCGCCGUUAACAUCUUGGCGCCGCCAGACACUCCUCGAGCAAGCCGCCCACUCAGCCGCUCCCCGUCCUGCACCUCGCUCCACCCCUACGAGAUGUCUUGCCAACGUCCUGCUGAGCUCUACGACGCCGCUGGCCGUCGUAUCUCUUCCAUCGCUGACUAUGCCCUCAUCGGCAACCUUCGCACCGCGGCGUGCGUGAGCAUCGACGGCUCCAUCGAGAGCAUGUGCCUGCCGCACUUUGACUCGCCCAGUGUCUUUGCGCGCAUCGUCGACGCCAACAAAGGCGGGCACUUCUUCAUCACCCCCUGCUCCGAGUUCAGGCCAAAGCAGUAUUAUGCGCCCAACACGAACAUUCUCCACACAAAGUUCCUGUCCGAGGAGAGCGUGGGCCUCGUCACCGACUUCCUUGUGCCGAAGGGCGCGAACAAGAGCGGGGCGCAGGACCGCGCGCCGCUCCCCUGGCUCAUCCGCAAAGUCGAGAGCAUCCACGGCACGGUGAACUACCGUAUGGAGUGCGCGCCUGCGUUCAACUACGCGCGGGACGAGCACACAGUCGAGAUCGUCGAGGACGACUCGGCCGUCGGCGUGAGCGGGGAACACACCAAGGUCGUGUUCAAGUCGCGGGACCUCACCCUCGACCUGCGCCAUGUGUGCACGCACACGUCGGACGCCAAGAUGCCGCACCUCACGAUCAGGAAGGAGACGCUCGCGGACCGCGACAUGCUCGGCGAGGCCGCCGUCGCCGAGUUCACGCUUGGCGAGGGGCAGGUUGUGUAUUUCGUGCUCCGCGAGAUGCCGGCCGACGCGAACCGCGGGCGCGAGUGGAUCGCGUCCCAAACCGCCAUCGACGUCGAGAAGGCCAAGGCCCUCGGGAUUACCGCCACGCAAUUCAAGGAGGCCGCACACCUCCUCCGCCCGCGCGACAACCCCAUCAUGAGCGUCAAGCUCCUCGAGACCAUCUGCAGCGACACGAACGAUUAUUGGAACCGCUGGAUUUCCAAGUGCAAAUACAGAGGGCGGUGGCGGGAGGCCGUGCGCCGCUCGGCGCUAACUCUCAAGAUGCUCGUGUAUGAGGAGACGGGAGCGAUCGUCGCCGCGCCAACCUUCUCUCUCCCAGAGUACAUCGGAGGCGUGCGGAACUGGGACUACCGGUACACCUGGGUGCGCGAUACGAGUUUCACGAUCUACGCGUUCAUCCGGCUUGGCUUCACCGAGGAGGCGGAUGCGUUCGUCGGGUUCAUUCUCGAUCGCCUCAAGGAUCGCAACCACGACGGGUCUUUGCAAAUCAUGUACACCAUUCACGGUGACAAGGACAUCCCUGAGGUCGAGCUCAGCCAUCUCGAGGGACACCGCGGCAGCAAGCCUGUGCGCAUCGGCAACGGUGCUGUCGACCAUCUGCAGCUCGACAUCUACGGCGAGCUCAUGGACAGCAUUUACCUCGCCCAGAAGUUCUGCCGGCCUCUAUCGUGGGACUCGUGGGUCGCCGUUCGCCAGGUGGUUGAGUAUGUCAUCACCAUGGUAGAUAAGAAGGACCUCUCCAUUUGGUACGGCACUCGACACCGGCCGGGACUGACAUGCAGGGAACCGCGCGGGGAGGUUAAGAACUUCACCUACUCGAAGGUGAUGAUGUGGGUUGCACUGGACCGCGGCCUACGCCUCGCCGACAAGCGGAGCCUGCCCUGCCCCAAUCGCGCGAAAUGGUUGGAGACUCGCGACUGGUUGUAUGAGGAGAUCCAGAACAAGUCGUACAACAAGGAGCUGGGUAUCUACGGCCAGUCGUACGAGGAGAACGAUAUCCUCGAUUCUGCAGUCUUGGUGAUGCCCCUCGUGUUCUUCACGAGUGCUGCGGACCCUCGCUUCACAUCAACUCUCGACCAGAUCCUCAAGACGCCAGAGAAGGGCGGGCUGUGCGUCAACGCCAGCAUCUUCCGGUACGACACGAACAAGACGGACGACGGCGUGGGCGGCGCCGAGGGCGCCUUCUCGCUCUGCACAUUGUGGUGCAUCGAGGCGCUGACGCGCGCGGGCGAGUACGACCCCAAGUACCUCUCGGCGGCCGUGAACAUGUUCAUCGAGUUCCUGGGGUACGGGAACCACGUCGACCUGUACUCUGAAGAGAUUAGUCCGGGCGGCGAGGGCCUUGGCAACACGCCGCAGGCGUUUACGCAUGUGACGCUGAUCUCGGCGGCGUUCAACCUCGAUCGCACGCUGGGGUAAGCGGAGGUAGUCAGAAGGAAAGAAGAGAAGUAAGAUGGCCAUUAGGACAAAUGUACAUUUAUGUGGCUGG
Cutaneotrichosporon oleaginosum is the source of this 2364-nucleotide messenger RNA. RefSeq lists its product as uncharacterized. Gene Ontology annotation, molecular function: hydrolase activity, hydrolyzing O-glycosyl compounds. The record is from RefSeq and is a predicted model, not a curated record. NCBI's taxonomy places the organism in Eukaryota, Fungi, Basidiomycota, Tremellomycetes, Trichosporonales, Trichosporonaceae. Gene Ontology annotation, biological process: carbohydrate metabolic process.